This is a messenger RNA of Pyrgilauda ruficollis (rufous-necked snowfinch), 1869 nucleotides long. RefSeq names its product myotubularin-related protein 9-like. Gene Ontology annotation, biological process: negative regulation of autophagy. The transcript is spliced from 11 exons. The record is from RefSeq and is a predicted model, not a curated record. Bases 57 to 1745 code for a protein of 562 amino acids. NCBI's taxonomy places the organism in Eukaryota, Metazoa, Chordata, Aves, Passeriformes, Passeridae.
UUUUUUUUUUUUUUUUUUCCCUCUCCUCCCUCCCCGGCCGGGCCGAGGCGGCGCCCAUGGAGUUCUCGGAGCUGAUCAAGACGGCGACAGUGGAGGACGUGCUGCUGUCGCGGCCGGGGGUGGCGGCGGUGCGGGGCACCCUGUGCAUCACCAGCCACCACCUGCUGCUCUCCUCCUGCCCCCGCGGCGACCUGGAGCUCUGGCUGCUCAUCCGCAACGUGGACGCCGUGGAGAAAAGAGUGCAGAAUUUAGGCUGGUACCAACCUCCUCGGAGCGGCGGCUCCCUGCGGGACACCGGGGUCUCGGGCUCCUCGGGCACCAUCACGCUGCGCUGCAAGGACCUGCGGGUGCUGCAGCUGGAGAUCCCGGGCAUGGAGCAGUGCCUGAACGUCGCCAGCUCCAUCGAGGCGCUCUCCUCGGUGGACUCGGUGAUGAUGCUGUACCCGUUCUUCCACCGCCCGCCGGGCCUGCGGCUGCAGCAGGGCUGGCACCUCGGUGUCGCCGAGCGCCACCUCCAGCGGGUGGCCGCGCAGACCAGCCAGUGGCGGCUGAGCACCGUGAACGGCGACUUCAGCGCCUGCCCCUCGUACCCGCGGGCCGUGCUGGUGCCCGCGGCCGUGGGCGAUGAGGCCGUGGCCAAGGCGGCGAGGUUCCGGCAGGGCGGCCGCUUCCCCGUGCUCUGCUACUUCCACCCCAAAAACGGCACCGUGAGUCCCUCUGCCUUCUGCCCCUCUGCCUUCUGCCCCUGUGCCUUCUGUCCCUCUGUCCCUCUGAACGGGGGGUUCCAGCUUCAGAGGAUUCCAGAAUCGGGGGAUCCAAAACCAAACCCAUUACAAAGUACAAAAGCACACCAAACAGCCCACGGCUCUGUCCCCUCUGCCAGGGGCCGCCCGCUGCAGGAGAGCUUUGCCCGGCUGGCGGAGGCGUGCGGCGACCCCGCUCCGAGCAUGGAGCGCUGGCUGGGCCGGCUGGAGGGCAGCCGCUGGCUCAGCCACGUCAAGGCCGCCCUGAGCACGGCCUGCCUGGCUGCCCAGUGCCUGGACAGGGAGGGCUGCUCGGUGCUGGUGCACGGCGCCGAGGGCACGGACACCACGCUGCUGGUGACAGCGCUGGCCCAGCUCAUCCUGGACCCCGCCUGCCGCACCCUGGAGGGAUUCCAGGAGCUGCUGGAGCGGGAGUGGAUCCAGGCCGGGCACCCCUUCCAGCUGCGCUGCGCCCGCUCCGCCUCCUCCCACGCCCGGGGGAAGCAGGAGGCGCCGGUUUUCCUCCUCUUCCUCGACUGCGUGUGGCAGCUGAGCCGGCAGUUCCCCUUCUCCCUGGAAUUCGGGGAGCAGCUGCUGCUCACCCUCUUGGACAACGCCUACGCCUCGGCCUACGGCACCUUCCUGUGCAACAACGAGAAGGAGAGGAGCCUGUGUAAGGUGAGGGAAAGCACACACUCGCUGUGGGCCUGGCUGAACCAGCCUGAGGAGAAGGACAAGUACCUGAACCCUCUGUACUCACACAACCCCCUGGUGAUCUGGCCCUCCGUGGAGCCCCAGAGCAUCCAGCUCUGGCAGGGUUUCUUCCUUCGUUGGAUCCGUCCUUCCCAGCACCUGGAUGAGGCCAGGGUGGAGAUCCAGAGGUUGGUGCAGGGAAAGAACUCCUCCCUCCAGGAGAGCACAGGGAAAAGGCUGAGCCAGUCCCUCCCUGAGUCUCCUGCUGGGACAGAGAACGGUGAAACGGGGACAGCUGGGACAAGGUGACACUGGAAAUUCCCGUGGGAAGGGCUGUGCAGGACACAGACCCCGUGGGCAGCUCUGGGACAGGGGACAGAGCCUCCCUGUGCUGCCCACCCUGAGCUCGUUUCAGUAAAUCUCUCUCCCAGCC